Suillus clintonianus is the source of this 1960-nucleotide messenger RNA. RefSeq lists its product as uncharacterized. Gene Ontology annotation, molecular function: small GTPase binding; GTPase activator activity. NCBI's taxonomy places the organism in Eukaryota, Fungi, Basidiomycota, Agaricomycetes, Boletales, Suillaceae. Gene Ontology annotation, cellular component: nucleus; perinuclear region of cytoplasm; cytosol. The transcript has 4 exons. Bases 136 to 1518 code for a protein of 460 amino acids. The record is from RefSeq and is a predicted model, not a curated record. Gene Ontology annotation, biological process: activation of GTPase activity; nucleocytoplasmic transport.
GACAGACAUGUGCAGCGCCCGCCAUUAGACCCUCUCACCCGGGUUAACGUCUCCGUUCUCAGAAAGUAUGUAAGGGCCAAAGUCUCAGCGCGGUCAUGACCGAAACCGCAAUCAAGUUGCCCUCGACCUAAUAUCAUGUACUUCAAGCUGUCCACCCGGAAAAUUCGACAUCAUUACGACGAAGAUCCAGCCACUGUUCGUUCUAUCAAUCAUCAGCGCUUGAAGAGCGUCAGCGCUAGACUUGCAUCGACCAUUGCUGCAAGGAACAUCAUCAGUGUCAUACAGCGUCGUGAGGUUGUCCAUAGAUUGGAUAUUGGGGACAGUUCAUUGGGCGAUGAGGGUUGCGUACAGCUCUUCAACUUUCUAGACUCUCCUGCCGGUCAAAGAUGUAAGAACAGCCUCACCGAGCUGUACCUCACAAAGAACGAUAUAGGUGCAAAGGGUCUACUUGCUGUAUCAAAGUUUAUCAAGGACAACGACGUGCUCAGGGAGCUAUGUUUAUCCGGUAACCCAUUGUCGAUAAAUGUGGAUGUCAUCGCACAGUUCACCACUGCACUGAACAGCUCGAGGCUAUGCACGCUCCAGCUGAUCCAUAACGGCACUCUCUCUGAUACCUUCAUUCGCGCGUUUCUUCCCAGGCUCAACACGCGGUAUCUGCGUCAACUCGGCCUUUCUGCCAUCAAUAUUACCCGCGCUGUGGUUCCUACAAUUAUCGAAUAUGUAACCUCACCACGUUGCAGACUGGACCGAUUGCAGUGCAACGCGAACAGCCUGACACUACCCGGAGCGCGCGAAAUCAUCAGCGCUAUCGAGCGCGAGAACUACAGCCUUUUCAGGGUCAACCUUGAUGACCUGCAUAUUGACGAAUAUGACGGUGAUGGCGAGGAGCGCACUCUUGCGUGGCAAGAGGGUUGGCGGAUCUUAAACAAUGCUGCGCAGAGGAACCUAACGAGUAAGAUACGGGUGAAGAAGCAAGCUGUCUCACUGCUGCUGUACAGCCGUGCAUUGUUCCUUCGGUCGAGCAUGCGGGACAUACAUGGCGGUGCUCCUGACUUUACUUCUGUUUCCACGCUCAAUCGACUUUCCGCAAGUAUCGAGUCAAAUAUCAUUUCCGCUCCCUCGAUGUUCUUCCAACUGCCUGAGGAAAUACAACAGGAAAUCAUCGCUUUACUGGCACCGGAUUUAUCUCACCGGCAGCGAAUGCGCGUCGUUGCAUUUGCUGCAGAUUUCCGGACACUCCCACAGCUUGAUGAACCUCAUCUUGAGGCGGAGAAUACGGCGCAUCUUCCGGAGUUCAUGCGGGCAGGUCUUAGCCGGAAGGCUGAUACAACCACCGACAUACCAUAUGAAGGCUCAUGGAAGCCUCCAGCGUGGUGGGAGUGUGCGUGCCCCGAAGGGGACCGUAGAAAUUGCCGAACUCUGCACCGCUGGGAGAGAGAGAGGCGAGAUGUGUGGCUGACGCGUGUUGGAUGCGACGUUUGGGAGCCUGAAUUUACCCUGCGGGACGCAGACCUUUGAUCGCGACUAGUUCGGAUUCAGAAUGGACGAUGGACAACUUUGAUUUCCACUCCUUGCACUCACUAUUAACGUCUAAACGUCCAUUGAUCAAUGCCAUAAUAAUGUCAAUGAUUCUUCGGAUCGUGCGGCUGAUCAUUUGCACAGAUAAUUACAUAAUUUUUGUCGCUGUGCGCUGCUGUGUUUCCUAUGGAAAGUCCAUAACACUUAAGUUUGUCCCCCGCCGUUCCCAAAUUGCAUCUUCCCUUAUCCUUAUCACUCACUCGACCUCUACGUCCACCAUCUGCUAUCUUAGCUGAUAUAUUUGACUCUACAUCUUGAGUCUAUCAGCUUUCGGUCACACUCAUCAUUGAUCAGUUCAUAAAUGUUGGGCGACCUUCCUUCUAAGUCGAAAGGAGUUCAAAGGGCACUCCUUAUUAGUGUGGCAAAAGUAGCCGGUUUCGAC